This is a messenger RNA of Zophobas morio, 1175 nucleotides long. Its product is annotated as transmembrane protein 231. The coding region runs from base 221 to 1141 and encodes 306 amino acids. NCBI's taxonomy places the organism in Eukaryota, Metazoa, Arthropoda, Insecta, Coleoptera, Tenebrionidae. Gene Ontology annotation, biological process: regulation of protein localization; cilium assembly. The transcript is spliced from 5 exons. Gene Ontology annotation, cellular component: ciliary transition zone; ciliary membrane. The record is from RefSeq and is a predicted model, not a curated record.
UUCCGGAACGUGUGUACUUGGCUUGACAAUCCAUUAUGAUUACAAUGUGGUUGCCAAGACAACAUGCUGUUACAAACCCAAACAGUAGAAGCAAUUUUAUGUUAGUUGUUAUAGAAUUUGUUAUGAACGUCACUGUGACUACCAAGAAAUUUAAGAGAAAGCUAUGAGAGAAAGUCAGAAAAUAGAAUAAUAAUUUUAGGUGCAAUGUUUAAAACUGAAUAUGGUUAUUCUAGAUGUAUUUGUAAAAAACAUAAAUAUUACAUAUAAAAGUACCCUCUUCUCAAAAGCAACUUUGUUGACACUGAUUUUUGGGAUAAUGUGUGUUGUAUUACCCUUUAUAUUUGCUUAUAAAAGUAAAGGUUUUUGGAUUAAAAGAAAUGUAUUUCAUGAACAGCCAGAUGUCAAGUUUAAAGGAGAAUAUCUAUUUGUAUCAACUACAAAUAAUAUUAAUAGCCCUGUAAUUACCUGCAGCACUCUGCCCCAGUAUGAACAAUUGGAUUACAUUGAUGCCUGCUCAAUGAUUAAAAUUCGGGAAAUAGAUAAAAAUUUUGAUAACAAGGCUGAUGAAUUUAGUUUAAUUUUAGAUGUAACGGUUCCUACACAUACCCAACUAACAUCUUUCUUCAUUAUAAUUCCAGUGGAUUAUAAAUUAUCUAUUUGCCCUGUACAUAUGCAAGCUGCAGUGAUUUAUCAGACAUAUUUGCCUGUACCUGUAUCAAAAUUUAUGGUAACAUCUGAUGUUGGUAUUACUCAGUCCAGUCCUAUAAGCUGCCAUACGAAGCAAGUUAACACAUUUUACAAUUAUUCCAUAAUUACAAGUAUAGAGCAAGUACACCAAUAUGACGUACAUAACAUCAUCACAGCAUAUUCGAAAAGAAAUAUAUCUACAGUGAUGAAAAAUGUAUACACAAGCUUUAAACUGGAGAAUUCACAAAAUUUUGUUUUGGAUAUAACUUUACGAUAUCCAGAAGACAUUGUAUAUUACAAACCUGGAUUUUGGGAAACAAUGAAAUGGGCUUGGAUGCAGUACGUUAUCAUAUACCUAACGGUUUCAUACAUUAUUACAAAAAUAAAAACUUAUGUUUUCAACAGGAGGCUAGUGUUGUUUUAUGAAGAUAAUCCACUCAAGAAAAAACAAUAAAUUUUUAUAUUUUUGUAUUUACAGAAUUUUAUUU